AUGGAAAAGUUACUACAUUGGUCUAUUGCGAACGCGCAAGGUGAUGACGAGGCUAUUGCUAAGGCAGGACAACCAGACCCAAAAUUAUUGCAACAAUUGUUUGGUGGUGGACCAGAUGAACCUACAUUGAUGAAGCAGGCCAUUGCAGUGAUUAUGAAUCCCGAGGCAGAGUUAGAUAAUAAGCUAAUUGCUUUCGAUAAUUUCGAGAUGUUGAUUGAAAAUUUGGAUAACGCUAACAAUAUUGAAAACUUGAAGCUGUGGGGGCCAUUGAUUGAAAUUUUGGAUAGCCCAGAGGAAGAGCUGCGUGUUGCAUCUUUGUCUGUUAUUGGUACAGCUGUCCAGAAUAAUUCGAAAUCACAGGAGAGCUUUGUGAAGAAUGAAGGUGGAUUGGAAAAGGUUAUUGGGUUGGCUAAAGAUACAACACAAAGCAGCCAGGUCAGAACCAAAAGUUUCUAUGCUCUAUCUAGCUUGGUGAGACACAAUAGUACAGUUUGUGAACUUGUUGUUCAGAAUGAGGGCCUUGACUUAAUUAAACCGGUGCUAAACGAUUCAUCACUUUCAGAAAAGUUGAAGUUGCGAGUCCUUGCGUUUUUGGCUGCGAUCCUGACUACAGUUAAUAUUGAGCAGAGCUUUUUGGAUUCACUAAGGAAAGACAAAUUAAUUGAGUCUUCGAUAGACUUUUUGGACCCAAGUGUUAAUAUAUAUUUAAUAGAUAGGGCAUUAAACUUUCUGGCGAUACUAAGUCAAUCUCAUGUUAAGUUUGAAAAGUCUGAAAUUACGAAGUUACAGUCGUCCUUUAAGAAGUUGGAAGCGUUAAAGAAUCGCCUGAACGAAGAAGAUUAUGAAACUGUGAGACAAAUAUUAGAAUAG
Molecule: messenger RNA, 870 nt
Organism: Eremothecium cymbalariae DBVPG#7215
Lineage: Eukaryota; Fungi; Ascomycota; Saccharomycetes; Saccharomycetales; Saccharomycetaceae
Gene: FES1
Product: Hsp70 nucleotide exchange factor FES1
Exons: 1
Coding region: 1-870 (289 amino acids)
Source: RefSeq, a predicted model, not a curated record